Zingiber officinale is the source of this 1630-nucleotide messenger RNA. RefSeq names its product probable protein phosphatase 2C 25. Lineage: Eukaryota; Viridiplantae; Streptophyta; Magnoliopsida; Zingiberales; Zingiberaceae. Gene Ontology annotation, molecular function: cation binding; protein serine/threonine phosphatase activity. Gene Ontology annotation, biological process: protein dephosphorylation. The transcript has 4 exons. The record is from RefSeq and is a predicted model, not a curated record. Bases 278 to 1426 code for a protein of 382 amino acids.
AUCAGAUCCAAUCGUGUGUCCUUUUUGGCAAAGGUUCUUCUAUACUAGUGCCCUAAUUUUGUUCACACCGCAACGCUGACGCUCCGUCGAUCUCUCACGCUUUUCCCAUCUUGGUGCUCUAAUUCGAUCGCCUGAGCACCUCCAAGAACCCCAAUUUCUCAAGGAUCCGUGCGGCCGCGUGUGAUUGAGGCCUGAUCGAACGAUGGAUUCUGGGUUGAGAGUGGCUUGAAGAGCUGCGGCGGCGAAGUUAAGGGAUCCUCUACGGAGGAAAUGAGGGAUGCUCUCAUGGAUAGGGAGGAUUGCGGCGGCGUGCUGGGGCCCGGUCCAGCGGUACGCGCGUAUGAGGAAGGAUGAGGAGGAGGAGGAGGAUGACGCAUUGCUGUGGUCGCGGGACAUCGGGCGGCACGCGGCUGGUGACUUCUCCUUUGCGGUAGUCCAGGCUAACGAGGUCCUCGAGGACCAUAGCCAGAUCGAGAUUGGGAGAGACGCCACAUUUGCGGGGGUUUAUGAUGGCCAUGGCGGGGCCGAUGCAUCUCGCUAUAUCUCGAACCAACUCUUUCUUCAUCUCAUGAGGUAUGCUCAAGAAAGUGGAACAAUUAGCGAGGAUGUAAUUAGGAAUGCAUUUUCUGCAACGGAGGAAGGUUUUCUUGCUCAUGUUAGGACAACACGUGAAAUAAAGCCUCUAAUUGCUGCAACUGGUUCAUGUUGUUUGGUGGGUGUAAUAUGGAGAGGAACACUGUAUUUGGCCAAUCUUGGAGAUUCUCGGGCUGUUGUCGGUUAUUUAGGAAGGUCAAAUAACAUUAUUACUGAGCAGCUGACUCGGGAUCAUAAUGCUAGUAUGGAAGAUGUGAGACAAGAGCUUAAAUUUCUUCAUCCAGACGAUUCAAACAUUGUGGCUCUUAAGCAUGGAGUAUGGAGAAUUAAAGGCAUAAUUCAGGUUUCAAGAACUAUAGGGGAUGCAUACUUGAAGAAGCCAGAAUUUGCUUUGGAUCCAUCCAUUACUCGUUUCCGUCUCACUGAACCUCUGCGCCGGCCAGUUUUAUCUGCAGAGCCAUCAGUAUUUACGCGUACAUUUCUUCCUCAAGAUAAAUUUGUGAUAUUUGCUUCUGAUGGGCUCUGGGAGCAUCUUAGCAAUCAACAAGCUGCUGAAAUUGUCCAUGAUCAUCCAAGAGAAGGUAUAGCAAGAAGACUGAUCAGGACAGCAUUACAGGAGGCUGCUCGGAAGAGAGAAAUGAGGUAUGCUGAUAUCAAGAAAAUCGACAAGGGAAUACGUCGCUUCAUCCAUGAUGACAUUACGGUCAUUGUUAUCUACAUAGAUCACGAGUUUUUGCUAGGACCAAAGGCCUCUGUACCAGAAUUUUCAAUCCAGGGGUUUGCUGAUGCUGUUGGACCUUCAAAAUUUUCAACUCUGGAUGGGACAAAUUAAGAAGCUUGUACGUUUAAUACUACCAUAUUCUGUUAAAUUUAAAAUAAUGUUGUUGCUUUAUUAUAGUUUGCUUUUAUCAUCAAUUGUCUAGUUCAACUUUCUUUGAUUCUCUAUUCCAAGCUAGUAUUAUAAAUGCUCGACUGUAUUGAAAACAUUCCUCUCUUCAACUUAGCUGCUGCUCAUGAGCAGGAAAAUUGAUUGAAA